AUGUACGAUUCUACAAUCACAUUUACCUUUGAUACCAUCUGUCCAUGGACUUAUCUUGCCAAAAAGAGAUUGGAUGAAGCGCUCCGUAUCGUCCGUUCAACGGAUGCAGCUUCGAAAGUUAGAUUCACCAUCAAGUUCUCACCCUAUCAACUAUAUCCCGAAGCUAGCAAAGAAGGCGAAGAUAAAUAUGCCUGGUAUCGUAAAUCUCGUUACGGAGACUCCGACGAGAAGAUGGAAAUGUAUAUGAAAGUCAUGACCGCGUACGGCCAAUCCGCAGGUAUAGACUACAAAUUUAAUGGUACGGUUGCCAAUACUCUCGAUGCGCAUCGAGUCAUUCAGCACUUCCAACAAGAAGAUGUUAAAGGGGGAGGGCCAGAAACAGCAAAUAAGAUCGUCAUGGCGCUGUAUCGAAUGUAUUUCCAAGAGGAGAAACAUCCGUCUAGUGAAGAGACGUUGCUUGCGGCCUGUAAAGAAGCGGGAGUAGAUGAAAAGGAAGCGAGAAAGAUUAUUGAGGAUGAACAUGAGGGAUUGGUGGAUGUGAAGAAUAUGAUUAGAGAAGCUGAGGGGAACGGCGUGGAUAGUGUACCGGUUGUUCGUUUUGAGGGUAGGAGAAGAGAUAUCACUCUGGAAGGGGCUCAAGAUGUAGGCGAGUACGUGAAGUCGUUGGAGCAAAUUGUUAAGGAGAGUGUGUAG
Messenger RNA from Sclerotinia sclerotiorum 1980 UF-70, 693 nucleotides. RefSeq lists its product as hypothetical. Lineage: Eukaryota; Fungi; Ascomycota; Leotiomycetes; Helotiales; Sclerotiniaceae. Gene Ontology annotation, molecular function: oxidoreductase activity. The transcript has 4 exons. The record is from RefSeq and is a predicted model, not a curated record. The coding region runs from base 1 to 693 and encodes 230 amino acids.